Striga asiatica is the source of this 516-nucleotide messenger RNA. The record is from the annotation of a GenBank genome assembly. NCBI's taxonomy places the organism in Eukaryota, Viridiplantae, Streptophyta, Magnoliopsida, Lamiales, Orobanchaceae.
AUGACUGAACGAACCCAGACUGCAGCAUUGAGGGACAUUGCCGAAAUAGCAGAUACACUCUCCACACACGGAAUGGAAGACCAGCAAAUACAAUCGGUGACAAGAAUCCGUUAUAUCGCGCACGAGUGCCUACGGGACCACGCUGGGUCCUCGGCCCUUCUCUUGACCAACUCUGAGGACGAAAUCGGAAAGAAAAGUCGAGGGAAGGAAAGGGUCAGAAGGCGGAGCACAGGCAAACGAAGGCGGAAAGAAGACUUGGAUGACCUUUAUACCCCUAGCUUUCAUACACACUCCCAUUUGUAUCCUUCGGCCUCUAACCAUGAUGAUGAUGGGGAAGAACAGGUGUAUCACGUGGGCCCCACCGAAGUGGAUCGUGAGAAACUUUGUGUUGUGAGAAGUGCCGGUUAUGAUGACUCGGAAUGCGGGCAUGGAGUCGAGGAGGUUGAUGAAGAUGGGCUUUCUCGUGAGUCUCCAGAAAAUGCUUGCGAGCCUCAGGCGAAGACUGUUGGUGUUGUA